GCCACCGCCGCCGCCUCGGCCGGGGAUCUCGGGACCCGGUGGGCUCGGCAGGGCCCCGCCCCGCCACGCCCCUGCGCGCCGAGCAGGCCGAGGCGGAGCGGCGCGCCCCCCGCGACGCCGGAGCCCGAGUCCGAGCGCAGCGGCAUCCAAGCGGGAACCGGAGCGGGAGCGGAGCCAGAGCGGGAACCUGAGCUGGAGCCGAAGCUGGAGCCGGCAGUGCGGCGCACGGAGCGGAGCGAGGCAGCCAAGCCGAGUGAGCGGAGGGUCCUUCCCUGCGAGAAGUCAGAGCUGUGCACGUGGGCAGGCUGGCUCCGCUGUUCUGCUCCAAGGAUUACAUGUCCUUCAAACGCCCCUGCCCCUUAGCUCGAUACAACCGCACCAGCUACUUCUACCCAACGUUCUCAGAGAGCUCAGAGCACAGCCAUCUGCUCGUGUCUCCUGUGCUGGUGGCAAGCGCAGUCAUAGGCGUGGUCGUCAUCCUCUCCUGCAUCACCAUCGUCGUGGGCAGCAUCCGCAGGGACAGGCAAGCCCGGCUCCAGCGGCACCGCCACCGCCAUCGCCGCCACCACCACCAUCACCAUCGCCGCCGCCGCCGCCGCCGCCGAGAGUACGAGCACGGCUACGUGUCCGACAGGCACACGUAUAGCCGCUCGAGCCACAGGACACGCUACACCUGCGGCCCUGCCGAGGACUGGCCUCCACCCUUGGACCUCAGCUCUGAUGGGGACGUGGAUGCCACGGUGCUCCGAGAGCUGUACCCAGAUUCUCCACCAGGUUACGAGGAGUGUGUGGGGCCGGGGGCCACUCAGCUGUACGUCCCCACAGACGCCCCACCCCCCUACUCGCUGACCGACUCCUGCCCUACGCUGGACCGCGCCCUGGAUGCGGACAGUGGCCGCAGCCCUGGCCAACACCAGCAGGCACAGAGACCGCAGGGCCAGAGUGGCUUCCGCACCAUUUCCGUGGACACCCUGCCGCCUUAUGAGGCCGUGUGUGGGGCCAGUCCCCCUCCAUCGGGCCUGCUGCCACUGCCGGGACCAGAACCAGGGCCGAGGAGCUCCCAGGACUCGCCCACCCCAACCCGGGCCCCAGCCUCAGGCCCAGAGAGGAUUAUGUGAGGGACCCAGCGGCCGGUCCUGCCAGCCCCUCAGAGCUGGGCCACACCUUUCAGGCACGCAGGGGCGCGCACGCGCACACACGCACACACGCACGCACACACACA
Molecule: messenger RNA, 1222 nt
Organism: Delphinapterus leucas (beluga whale)
Lineage: Eukaryota; Metazoa; Chordata; Mammalia; Artiodactyla; Monodontidae
Gene: BEAN1
Product: brain expressed associated with NEDD4 1
Source: RefSeq, a predicted model, not a curated record